Messenger RNA from Sinocyclocheilus grahami, 653 nucleotides. Its product is annotated as melanopsin-A-like. Bases 3 to 653 code for a protein of 216 amino acids. Gene Ontology annotation, molecular function: G protein-coupled receptor activity. Gene Ontology annotation, cellular component: membrane. Lineage: Eukaryota; Metazoa; Chordata; Actinopteri; Cypriniformes; Cyprinidae. Gene Ontology annotation, biological process: G protein-coupled receptor signaling pathway. The record is from RefSeq and is a predicted model, not a curated record. The transcript has 4 exons.
AAAUGUCCGAUAUGUCUUUUAAUGCUCCUGCAGGUUCCUACAUCCCUGAAGGUCUGAUGACAACCUACACGUGGGACUACGUCUCGCCGUCUCCCACCUACAAGAGUUACACCAUGAUGCUGUGCUGUUUCGUCUUCUUCAUCCCUCUGGCCAUCAUCCUCUACUGUUACCUGGUUAUGUUCCUCUCCGUACGAAAGGCCAGCAGAGAUCUAGAGCAGCUGAGCUCUCAGAAGUCCAGCUUUGUGAAGCAGCAGUCCAUGAGGAGUGAAUGGAAACUGGCUAAAAUAGCGGCUGUGGUCAUAGUGGUGUAUGUGCUGUCCUGGGCUCCCUACGCGUGCGUCACCCUCAUCGCCUGGGCAGGGCAUGCAAGCAUCCUCACACCCUACUCUAAAACACUGCCGGCGGUCAUCGCCAAAUCAUUUGCCAUCUACAACCCUUUCAUAUAUGCCAUAGUUCACACCAAAUACAGAGCCACAUUGGCUGAGAAGGUCCCAGGUUUGUCCUGCCUGUCUCGCGUUCAGAAGCACUGUCUCACCUCCUCCACCAAUAGCGAUGCCUCAGUCCAGGACACCAGCGUCAGCAGACAGUCAUCGGUCUCCAAGAACAAACUCCACAAAACCACCGCCAACAACUCCAGUACUAUGGUACAGUAG